This is a messenger RNA of Prunus armeniaca (apricot), 1107 nucleotides long. The record is from the annotation of a GenBank genome assembly. NCBI's taxonomy places the organism in Eukaryota, Viridiplantae, Streptophyta, Magnoliopsida, Rosales, Rosaceae.
AUGGCUUACUUAACCUUAAAAGCUACAGCCUAUUUCAGCUCUUCAAUCAACUCUUCAAGUGAGACUUACCUCCCUUUUUCACCCUCCAAGCUCCUCAAGCUCCCUCCCUUCUGGCCAUGGGAAAAGGUGAAGGUGGGUCCGCUGAGUGUGUCUCCAAUGGGGUUUGGCACUUGGGCAUGGGGCAACCAACUUCUCUGGGGGUACCAGGAAUCAAUGGACAAUGAGCUUCAACAGACUUUCAAUCUGGCUGUGGACAGUGGCAUCAACCUUUUUGACACUGCGGACUCCUAUGGCACCGGCAGGUUGAAUGGAAAGAGUGAAAAACUACUUGGAAAGUUCAUCCGAGAGUAUCAAGGGCAAAAGAGGCUGCAGGAGGACAUUGUAAUUGCUACCAAGUUUGCAGCCUAUCCUUGGCGCCUAACACCGGGGCAGUUUUUGAAUGCUUGCAAUGCCUCGAUAGAUCGUAUGCAGAUUGAACAAAUUGGAAUAGGACAAUUACAUUGGUCAACUGCAAAUUAUGCUCCUUUGCAAGAAAAAGCUCUUUGGGAUGGGUUGGUUGCAAUGCAUGACAAGGGUUUAGUUCGAGCUGUUGGGGUCAGCAACUAUGGACCGAAGCAGCUUGUAAAGAUCUACGAUUACCUCAAAACCCGGGGAGUCCCCUUAUGCACAGCUCAGGUGCAAUUUUCUUUGUUAAGCGUGGGAGAAGAUCAGCUGGAGAUCAAGAAUAUAUGUGAUUCUCUUGGUAUCCGCCUGAUUGCUUAUAGCCCUUUAGGACUUGGAAUGCUUACUGGGAAAUAUACACCCUCUAAUCUUCCGCGUGGCCCUCGGGCCUUCCUAUUCGGGCAAAUUCUUCCAGGACUGGGCCCUUUAUUAAGCUCACUUAAAGAAAUUGCACAAAAAAGGAGCAAAACCAUACCACAAGUUGCUAUAAAUUGGUGCAUUUGCAAAGGGACCAUUCCCAUACCUGGAGUGAAGACAGUGAAACAAGCAGAAGAAAAUUUGGGGGCUUUGGGUUGGCGCCUGAGUUCCCAAGAGUUGCUCCAGUUAGAAUAUGCGGCACGGGAGUCACCUCAAAAGAUGAUCCAAAACAUUUUCCAAACAAGGUGA